Toxotes jaculatrix (banded archerfish) is the source of this 1227-nucleotide messenger RNA. RefSeq names its product ubiquitin carboxyl-terminal hydrolase 37-like. The record is from RefSeq and is a predicted model, not a curated record. NCBI's taxonomy places the organism in Eukaryota, Metazoa, Chordata, Actinopteri, Toxotidae. The coding region runs from base 1 to 1227 and encodes 408 amino acids. The transcript has 10 exons. Gene Ontology annotation, molecular function: cysteine-type deubiquitinase activity; cysteine-type endopeptidase activity. Gene Ontology annotation, cellular component: cytosol; nucleus. Gene Ontology annotation, biological process: protein deubiquitination; G1/S transition of mitotic cell cycle.
AUGAACUCCAGUCUGCAGGGUCUCCUGAGCUUGGAAGACUUUGUGAGGAACAUCAGCUGCCAGGAGCCAAUCUGGAGUUCAGUCCCACAAGCCCGACUUUUGAGAUGUUUCAUAGCCAUCAGAGAUGCCCACUCUUCUCCAGACUCCUGGACGAAAAGCUACCUUCUGCACUCAUUCAAGAAGGUGGUUUCAGUCCAGGCACCUGAGUUUGGUGACCACUGCCAAAAAGAUGCUCACGAGUUCCUGAUCUCGGUCCUGGGCCAGUUAAGGGGUCUGUCCCCUCUGCUGAGCGCUGCUGCCUCCAACAAGGGCCUGAGAUACACCUGCCCUGUUGAGGACCAUCUACUCUUCAAGAUGGAAAACACCAGGACUUGCAAGAGCUGCGGGGCCCAGUCCAAGCAUGAAGAAGAGUUCACCAACUUGUCCCUGGACCUGGUUCCUAGAGGCUCUGUGGAGGAAAUGCUGCAGGAAUACCAGAGAGAGACAGAGUUAGAAUACACCUGCACUUGCGGAGGGAAAACAUCAAGUUACAAGUCAGCCUUCGCGACCCUGCCAAGAAUGCUUGUCUUGCAUCUAAAGCGUUUCCGUUUCACACCUUCCUAUGAACUAGAGAAGGUGCAAGACCCUGUGGUGUUGCUCAGGGACCUGGUGGUGUCCUCUGCACAGGAUGGUGCUUGCUACAGCUUGGUUGGCACCAUUAACCAUUUUGGCACCACAGAAGCAGGACACUACAUCUACGACGGCAUCCACCCUGACGACUGUCCAGACGAGCCGACUGACCGCUGGCUCACGAUCAAUGAUUCAGUGGUCAGCGAAACAACUGGAGCGUCUGUGUGCAGCCAGCGCCAGGAGUCAGCCUACAUCCUGUUCUACAAGAGACAUAUCAGGAGGAUGCUGACGACGAGCUGCACUACAGCGUCUAUUCACGGGCGCGAUCCCACUACUGAGCGGCACGGGGGCUUUGACCUGCUCCGUUUCCGACCUGGGCCGGUGCACCCCUCCUUAGACGACCUGGUGGUCCCGGGCUCCCCCAGGAGCACCAUAUCGAUACCGAGCUUAGUGCGGACACCCGAUCGGCAUAGUCCGCUGCAGCUCAGAGCUCCUGAGCUCAAACGAUCCGCCAGCCUCAGCCUCCCGGUAGCUUGGAUUACAGGCGCGCGCCACCGCACCCGGCGAGAAGCAGAUGCUCUCACAGGCCUUUUGGCUCAGACUAACGUGACGUCAUAG